GGUUCUCUGGCCUACUACUGCAGCUGCGGCUGGGAUUUUCUUGAUCCACUUUCACAAUUUGUAAAAAGAGGUCAUUUCACGCGCACAAACGAAGAGUUUUCGAUAUCAGUGACAUUGGCCAACAUGUAAAUGGUGCCUGAUCCACCUGAAAGUACAUGGAAACAUCACCAACCAACAGACAGACAUUUGGCUUUAACACUGGCCCUUGCUGUCUCAUCUGUUUAGAGCCAAAGCUUACUCACUUACCGUCCGUAGAGAAGCCUUAAUGAUCUGAUCUUUGGGAAUCAGGACCCACCUCUGCUUGACAGGGACCCACAAGGCUUAUGGAACAGUGCACACACAAGGAACUCAGAUGGGGGCAUGGUAGCCAGACUGAGUUGUUGACACGUCUGUUUCAAAAUGGAUGCUGCUUUGACUGACAGCUGCACGUCCCCACCCAGCCCUGAUUUUAGUCUGGACUCAUCCAGUCCAUUUGCAAAUGGACUGCACUUUGAGUCAUUUUUGUUUGAAGAUGAAGACGGGAAUGAAGUUGUGGAUCCAGAGACUCGAUCUCAACUGGAAAGAGCCUCAUGUGGCUCAACAAAAGACCAUGCAACAAAUACAAACUUGAAGUCAAAAUCGGGUGUCAAGCCUAGAAGCAAAAUUUCAAAGGGUCGCUCGUCUUUGGGGCAAGAAGCUGUAUUUGAAGACAGGUCUACAAGUGAUUGUGGGCUUUCUUCUCUUGUGUGUAGGCCUGCUGGGAUUAUAAUGACAAAAAAAAUUAAAACAAAGGCUCUACCACCAGUGAAAUACUUGGAGGGUGAAGUAAUAUGGGCUAAAUUCAACCAUAGACCAUGGUGGCCAUGUCAGGUGACUGUUCACCCAGCUGAAGGAGUUUACCACAAAAUUAAAGAGCCACCAGAUAGGACCAAUCGGCAGUAUUUCCUCAAGACAUUUGGGGAACCUGAAGAACAGGCGUGGGUCCCUGAGCGAUCGACUCAUAUUUUUGUGGGUGGAUAUCAGUUUAACAAUCUCCCAAUGGUGAGAGGAAGUGGACGCCAACAAGACAAAAACUCCAGACACUCUAUACCCAAGCGGUUUCUGAACUCUUGGAGAGCUAGUGUGGUAGAAGCAGAAGCACUUCUCCUGGAGAAGCCAAGGGUCACCACUCUCUGCUCAGACUUCACCAAAACAAUCACUGAAGGAACUACAAAUAACACAGAAAACAAAGAGUCUGUGCCAGUGGAAUUACCCAACAUUAGUCCUCUGACCAAUGGAACAGUUGCACAAAAAGAGCACAUGAACACCUUACCACAUAAUCAGGGGUCUAAAAACAAAAAGAAACAGAGAAAGUCUUCAACACAUUUUAAAAAAUCUAAGGAAUUUCAUUGUGAGAGGGAUAAGACUAUGGAAGCUUUGGACAGUCCUUACUCUGACAUUGAUUCUGUACCACAGAUUCGGAGAUGUCCCAAAAGCACUGAGCAAAUUUCGAAGCAUGGCCCUGUUAAUAAUCAGUCAAACUCAACCUCAAGUCAACUUCCCAUUACAAAUGGCCAAGAAGUAAAGAAGAACAUGGAGAACCAGGGUGGCCUUUGGUUCAGUAAAACAAAAGGUCAGGUCAAUGGGGGACUUAGUCGUGCUGGAAUUAAAUCUGUGAACUGUUCUUUCGGGAAGGUAUCUUGUAAAAUUAAGAUGUCAGAUUCCAUAAGCAUGAAACCCAAAGACAAUCACAUCAGCGGACUUGAACAUCUAUCUACUGAAGCCAAGAAAGCUCUCGAUAGGAGAGUGAAGUGCCUUCCAGCAAGUAGUCGCCUGAUGACAAGAGCACUGAAGGCUAUGGAGGAGUUCGAAACAGAAAAUUGUGUGUCGUCUUCUGACAUUACAAUGCCUGAAAAUACAGAUGUAGACAACCAUAUCCCUUCACAGAAGAUGCCAACUACAGCGAGCUGCGAUCUGAACGAGGACUCAAAAAGUAACAUACACACCCAGCUAUCAUCGGAUCUUCUGAGUUUUAAAGACGAUGCAAAUUUAGUCAAAUCUGAAGAUGUAGCUUCUUUGAUAUCCCAAGCACCUGUUGCCUUUCAUUCAUUCAAAUACAAACAAGAGAGUCAUGCUUCUGAUUCAUCUUCUAGUUCUUCUCCAUCUUUGCGCUUAAAGAUGGAAGAUGUGGAGAAUAUAAAAAAAAUAACCUUCAAAUCACUAACAAAUGAACACAGCCAGCCUUUGUCAUUUCAUCCUGAUGCAAACUAUAAGUUUAGCACAUUAUUAAUGGUGCUCAAGGAUAUGCAUGAUAGCCGGGAUAAAGAUGGAACCGCAUUGGCAAUAGAACCGUUACCCGUAAAUGAACUUGUUAAAGAGGAGCCAUCACUGAUUCUGGAUGUAAAUGAUGAGAUGGCCACAGUAAACACUGUGGAUAUACAAAAAUGUCAACUGGGCAAAACUGCAUCAAAACCGAAGAUGAAACUAAAGUCUGGGACAAAUAUGAUCCCAGAAAUUCAACUAAGCUCUACUGUGUCAAAACAUGCUCAAAGACCUAGCAAAAAAAAAUCUUCAGAAAAGAAAACCACUGAGAUUGCAGCAAACAUCCACUCAAAAGAUACAUUUGACAAACUGAUAUCUGAGCACCUCCUGCCCUCGGAAGAACCAGACUCCAAGUUCUCAACUAAUGUGCCCAAAAAGCGUUGGCAAAAGUUUGGCCAAGUCAGUAACAAAGCGUUACAUGUAGUCGAAGGUACUUGUAUUCAAAAAACAGAACAAUUACCCUCAGAAAAUUGUGGCGUUUUGGUGGAUAAUACAAUUGAGUCUUGUCCUUUUGUGCCUGGGAAGGAAACUACCAUCAAUGCAUCUGAAAAUAUACAAGGCAACUUUCAAAAAAAUGACAUCCCAACAGAAUGCAAACGUAUUAGAAAACCUAGCAAAAGACUCAUAGAAUGGACAGAGGAAUACGAUCAGUUGUUUUCUACUAAGAAGAAAGCAAAAAAGAAACCUGAGUCUUUUUCUAAGGUUGAAAAAAUCAACUGCAGUGGCCUAGUGGAGAAAAGAUCUGGCGAAAGUACACAGAAACCUCAGGUGACAGAACAAUGUGUGUCAAGACCCCUGCCAGAAUUAAAGACUCCUCCUCCAGAAGACCAGUCUCGGAGCACUCCUUCAAUAAAUACCACACCAUGUCAAGAGAGACAGGUAUUGUCUGUAGACACGCUAACUCCACCUCCAGAAACAAUCCCAUCCCCAUGUGCUGACAUUUGUCAUAAGGAGGAGCUUCAAAUACAAAAUGCUUUAGCCACUGGUGAUGGUGUGUGUCUAAGCACAAAGAGACAACGGAAACCCACCAAAAAGAUUCUAGAAAGCUCCACUGAAGCUGCACCAAUUCUUGUGCCUAAAAGAAAGGUGAAGUCACAGAAGAUUUGCUCGUCUGGACGGUCUACAAAUUCAGGGAUUGGACAACAAUCAUCAAAAAGUAAGAACAAGCUAUCUUUUGAGCCAAUCGACUCAACAACUGCCCCAAUCCUCAAAAGUACAGAGAUGGAGACAGAAGUUGCCCCUGAAAUGCCUAAUGCAAUUAACCCAGAAUCAGCUGAGGAUGGUUCAGAUGAUCUCAAAUGCUCAGGUUCAGAGGUCAGUAAUUUUAGCUAGUCUUAUUCUGAAAGAGAAGAAAAUUCAAAAUCCCAUGAAGGAGUCUCGGAUAAAAGGCUCUCAGGGGAGAAAGGUGGCAACACUUUACUCAAGGAGAAUGUGUGCCAGGCAUGUGAGAAGCAGGGAGAUCUCCUUCUGUGUGAAGGGCAGUGCUGUGGGGUGUUCCAUCUACAAUGCACUGGCCAGAACGAACUUCCUGCAGGGAAAUUUUUAUGUCAAGAGUGCAUGUCUGGUAUACACUCAUGCUUUUCUUGUAAGAGCCUGGCUGAGGACGUCAGGCGCUGUAUGCUUCCAGGAUGUGGGAAGUUCUACCAUGGGGAGUGUGCUGCCAGCCAUGCACCCACAGUACCUCUGAACCGGGCUUUUCGUUGCCCUCUGCACGCCUGCCUGUCGUGUUUCAUCACAAACCCUACCAAUCCAUCUGUAUCUAAAGGCCAGCUAACCCGCUGUAUCAGGUGCCCUGUGGCAUAUCAUGCCAAUGAUAACUGCAUACCUGCUGGGAGUGUCACACUCACCGACAGCAACAUAGUGUGUCCCAAUCACUUCACACCAAGAAAAGGCUGCCGCAACCACGAGCAUGUCAAUGUCAGCUGGUGCUUCGUCUGCUCAGAAGGAGGUAGUCUGCUGUGUUGCGAGUCAUGUCCUGCAGCGUUUCACCGAGAGUGUCUGAACAUCGACAUGCCAGAAGGCAGCUGGUACUGCAACGACUGUCGUGCUGGAAAGAAGCUGCACUACAAGGAGGUAGUGUGGGUGAAAGUUGGCCGCUACAGAUGGUGGCCUGCAGAGGUUAGCAAUCCCAAUGAUAUUCCCGAGAAUAUUCUACGCAUGAGACAUGAUGUCGGAGAGUUCCCGGUUCUUUUCUUUGGCUCUAAUGACUACCUUUGGACUUAUCAAGCCCGGGUUUUUCCUUACAUGGAGGGCGAUGCCAACAGUAAAGAGAAAAUGGGAAAGGGAGUUGACUCUACCUAUAAGAAAGCACUGGAAGAAGCUGCAGUAAGGUUCAAAGAACUGCAGGCCGAGAAAGAACUGCGGCAGCUGCAGGAAGACCGACUAAAUGACAAGAAACCUCCACCAUACAAACAUAUUAAGGUGAACAAACCGAUUGGCAAAGUCCUGAUCAUUUCAGCAGACCUUUCAGAGAUUCCACGCUGCAACUGCAAAGCGGCGGAUGAGAACCCCUGUGGUAUGGACUCAGAGUGCAUCAACCGAAUGCUGCUGUACGAGUGUCACCCACAGGUGUGUCCUGCAGGUGAGCGCUGCCAGAACCAGUGCUUCACCAAACGACAGUACUGCCAGGUGGAGAUCUUUAGAACGCUGUCUCGAGGCUGGGGGCUGCGCUGUGUGCACGACAUCAAAAAGGGAGGAUUUGUUAACGAAUAUGUUGGAGAGGUGAUUGAUGAGGAAGAAUGUCGUACCCGGAUUAAACAUGCUCAGGAGAACAAUAUUGGCAAUUUCUACAUGCUUACAUUGGACAAGGAUCGAAUUAUUGAUGCCGGGCCCAAGGGAAAUGAAGCCCGUUUUAUGAACCACAGUUGUCAGCCAAACUGUGAGACGCAAAAAUGGACAGUCAACGGAGACACGCGUGUUGGGCUUUUUGCGCUUACAGAUAUCCCUGCUGGCACUGAGUUAACAUUCAACUAUAACCUUGAGUGUCUGGGCAAUGGGAAGACGGUGUGCAAGUGUGGUGCGUCUAAUUGCAGUGGAUUCCUGGGAGUGAGGCCAAAAAACAACCCCUCAUCAGAUGAUAAAGGCCGUAAACUGAAGAAGAAGUCUCAGAUGAAGCGUAAAUCCCAGCAGGAAGUAAUCAAGGAGCGGGAAGAUGAAUGCUUUAGUUGUGGAGAUGGAGGACAGGUUGUGUCCUGCAAAAGGCCAGGCUGCCCUAAGGUUUACCACGCUGACUGUCUCAAUCUCACUAAGAGACCCGCAGGCCGUUGGGAGUGUCCUUGGCAUCAGUGUGACUUGUGUGGGCAGGAAGCAGCUUCCUUCUGUGAGAUGUGCCCUAGCUCCUAUUGCGUCGAACAUCGAGAUGGCAUGCUUUUUAUAUCCAAACUGGAUGGACGCUUGUCAUGCAGCGAGCAUGACCCCUGUGGCCCUGAGCCCCUGGAGCCUGGCGAGAUCCGGGAAUACCCCCCGCAACUCAUGACUACAUACCCUAUAAACUUCAUCAGAGCUGCCAAAACCAAAUCCACAACCCUAAACACUACAGCUGUCCCGCAGGCUCCAUCUCCCCCUGAUGUAGCCCCUCAGGUCUCCUUUAGCCCCUCCAGCAGCCCUCCACCACUUGACAUGCCUUUAAACUGUGCAUAUUCACCAAUUUCUCCCUAUGGAGAAGAAAAAGCAGAAGAGGAAGAAAGUUUGAUACAAUUAGAAAGGGAUGGUGAGAAGAGCAUAACCCAAGAGAAUUCGGAACGAUUGAUGAUAAAGAAGAAAACCGAAGUAUGAAGGUUUAAUCUAUAGAAGCAAACUAACCUGAGUUUACAUUUCCCAACAGACAUUUAUAGUUUUCUCACAAUACUUUCGCUGAGGGUAUCUGGUGGCUUCAGCUGUUCACUACAACAUACUUGAAGGUGGUACACAAAACGCUUUGUAUCUCCGUCAGUAAUGUCUUUGAAGAAGAGGACACAGAUUGACAAAGAUGUUUUCGAAAAAAUUAUUCAAACUCUGAACAGAACCAACAGAAGUUUACUUUGGACUUCAGAGUGCAGUUAAUUGAUCGUGAUUAAUAAGAUUAAAAUGUCAGUGUCUUGAUCCUAGCCAACUGUUUAAAUAACGUGAAGACCAUCGUUUUGAAGUACCUUUCUAUAAUAAUCCAAAAUUCGCCUGCUAUCAUGUUAACACAAAAGACAUUUACAAGUAUGCUUAUAAUUUAUUUUAGAUCCUUUUAGUGUUUGAAUUAAUCUUUGCCAAACUGGCACAAAAUCCAGAACUUGAUGCAACUCACAAAGGAACUGUUAUGAUUGAUCAUAUCCACUGAUAUUCCCAAAAUUCUUUGGUGUAAAUUAUUCUGCGCCUUUAAACAUGAACUGUGUGAUUUUUUUUUUUUUUUUUUUUUUUGUGGCAUCCAACACUUACAAAACUUUCAAACAAACAAAAUAAAUCCUGCCCCAACUUACCAGUCAUUGAGAAAGUGCAACUAUGUACUAGAUCUCUUAACUGGACUAGUCAGAUGGUCUGUUCUAUCUUGCUGUAUAUAUUUUUAUAUAUUGCAAGCCUGAUAAACACGUCAAGUCUUUGACAUUUAGUGAAUUCAUGUUCAAUUUUCCAUAAAGGCUGAUAUCUUAAAUAAUGUUCAACAUAAAAUUUGAACUGAAACUGUGUAGUGUAAAACACUAUUAUUGGCAACAAAAGCCCUCUAGUCUUUUGUGAAGCUAAUGUCUAGGACAAAUGAUUGUGGCUUGUUGCAUGUCUACACUCCUGAAAUUUCUCGGCUGGUUUUCCUCACCCCCAUUUAACUGAUCAAGUGUUCUUCGUGAUGAACAGAAUUUCAUUUUUUUUCUUAAACUGUAUUUGUGUAUAUAACUGCACUUAAUAGUUUUAACGCUGCUCUAAGAGUCAUUCCUCAGUAUAUUUCAGACAAAAUUCAGGCAAAAGGGAAAAAAAAUAUCUGUUGCCAUGUUAGAGACUUUAAUUGUACUGUAGUGCUUUGUACAGAAUAAACCACAGUACACA
Messenger RNA from Cyprinus carpio (common carp), 7281 nucleotides. RefSeq names its product histone-lysine N-methyltransferase NSD2-like. Gene Ontology annotation, cellular component: nucleus; chromatin. The record is from RefSeq and is a predicted model, not a curated record. The transcript is spliced from 23 exons. NCBI's taxonomy places the organism in Eukaryota, Metazoa, Chordata, Actinopteri, Cypriniformes, Cyprinidae. Gene Ontology annotation, molecular function: histone H3K36 methyltransferase activity; protein binding. Gene Ontology annotation, biological process: regulation of DNA-templated transcription.